AUGGUUGGUUCCAUGUUUCAAUUGGAUUUAUCGUUAGACAGCUCAAUAUAUCAAUGCUCCGAAAAGCUAAUGUCUAGCAAAAUCCUUUUCAGUUACGAUUUCUGGUCUAAAGUCGAACUUUUUCCUCUCUUUGCCAAACUUGCUGAUCGAUUAUGUAGGGUUACUGAUCCAGUUCUUGCCAAACAGUAUGCAGAACAGUUUUCCUUCUUCACUCGCUGUGUGACUGAAUGUCUUUACAACGAGAAUUUUGAUAUCACUGUAUCGAAGGUUCUUAAGUUGUCUAGAGGAGUGCUAGAGAAGUUACCCUCUUCUUCCAGAGACAAAACAUUUUAUAAGACUAAGGACAAAGUUUAUGGUUCGACCAUGAAUCUUCUUAGACAAGUUAUUCCUUUGGAGCAGGUGAAUUUCACCACUAAGGAAAGCAUCUUGGAGUACUGUUUUGAAAUUGUUGACCGAUCUGAGUACUACUCCCAUUUGGGCAAUGUUCAACUUCUUUCAACUUUGCUAAAGGAGUAUACUAGUAUAACUGUGGAAGACUGUCACAGAAUUCUACAGAUAAUUAGACUAAUCUGGCAAGAGUUAAUUAAGGACAGGUUAGUGAUGAAGCAAAGAGAUCUUCAUCACAAAUUCAUCCAACUUCUAAUGAGCAAUGUGUUUUUGAAGUUUUCAAUAACGGAUAAGAUCCUAGCUGAUGAUAUAUUUGAUAUUGCUAGCCAAAUUAUUGAUAACUCCUCUGUCAGAAAGUCGCUCUUACCAACUCUUUUCAAGUGUGUUUCUGACUAUCAGGUGGAGAAUAGUGAGAGUUUUGAGAAAGCAUACUGGCUGGGUCGAUUGCUGGUCAAAGGAGCAUUUUUAUAUCAAAGUGAUGAUAGUAUCUUCCUUAUGGAUAAUGUGUUGGCUCGUGAGUAUGAUAAGUAUUUCAAUAUGGGCGAUAAAGGUGUCUACGAACAGGUUUAUGGAUGGCCCGAGUUCUGCUAUAGAAUUUGGAUUAAGGCCGUUGUAUCAUCAAUUAAAUCACAUCAGUUUGCUUUGACACUGUGGGAUUACAUUCUAGCCAAUGAUCAAGUAUUUCACUUAAUUCAGCCCGUUAAGAGAACUGACCACAAGGAGCAAUGGAAGAGACUCCAGUUACUUGCACUUAUGCUCUCAACCUUGGACAUAAUGGAUACAGUCAAGUUGAAGUACUAUAUGGACAAGUAUCUUUUGCCGCGUAUUUUUAAGGAGGCUUCGCCACUUUGCCGUGUUUAUAUAGAAUGGAUGAUAUCGUUAAUGGGAUACAAGCAUGCUGAGUUCAGGACAUAUUUUCAGGAAUCAUUUCGGGAAUCUGUUCAGGAGCAGCAUCCGAUGGCAAUCUCGAUUUAUGAGAGAAGCGUGGUUCUUAUUGCCAAGCAAAUGCCAAGGGUACAGGAGAGUAAACUGCUGACCAAAUUCUUAGUGGAUGUUGUUGUGCCAUCUGCCACAUCUAACAGAGCCCUAACUAGGCACUUCUCAAGUUCUAUGGCGGGUGUCAUCUUGAACGAGAUUACAGCCAAAAGGUUGGAGAUUCCUCCAGUUUUGUUAUCUGCAUUAGAAAAUAUUGAUAAGGUUGCGCAGAUGGCCGCCAGUUACGGCCGCUUUAGAUCGGGCAAUGCUAUGCUGUGGGAUAUAACAGACGAUUUAACAUUAUCAGGGAUCAACGGAGGAGUUUUAUUGAAGAUAUCUGACCGAGAGAUCGAUGCCAUCUACGAGAAAAGUUGGAAAAAGUAUCUAUCAUUGGAUCAACGGUCAAUCUUGAGGUUGCCUAUUGGCCAUGAUCAGCCAGAUAGGUGGGUGAAAGAGAAAAGAAACACUAAAAUCAAAUUGGAUGCAUAUGCGGGACGCGAAGAAGAUUCUUCAAUGCUACAAACUAAGAGUGGAGUGUGGUCCACUGUUAUGGAGACAGACUCUAACAUCAGAGCAGUCUCAAAUAUCAAAAGGUCUCCCUUAAUUGUACUGGCAUCCUUAGUGGAUAAGCCACCUAAUAUUGGUGGCAUAUGUAGAUUGUGUGACUGCCUUGGAGCAGGUUGGAUGACUGUUAAUGAUAUUAAUGUGAAAGAGAGGACAGAGUUUCUAAGUGUUGCAGUGACGGCGGAGAGAUGGAUGCCGAUACUGGAAGUUAAUGUAGAUAAAAUUAUCGAAUUCUUGAGAUUGAAGAAGAAGAAGGAAGGAUAUACAUUGGUGGGUCUAGAGCAGACAGACAAUUCCGUGGAGUUGAAUAGUGAACUUAAGUUCCCAGAGAAGUCACUUAUUGUACUUGGCAAAGAGAAAAACGGCAUCCCAGCGAACAUCUUGGACGAAUUGGACAUCUGUGUGAUCAUCAAGCAGACUGGAGUGGUGAGAUCUAUGAACAUUCAAACGGCCACCGCUGUAAUUGUGCAAGCCUAUUCUGCUCAGCACUGUUAA
This is a messenger RNA of Brettanomyces nanus, 2421 nucleotides long. RefSeq lists its product as uncharacterized. The coding region runs from base 1 to 2421 and encodes 806 amino acids. Lineage: Eukaryota; Fungi; Ascomycota; Pichiomycetes; Pichiales; Pichiaceae. Gene Ontology annotation, molecular function: tRNA (guanine) methyltransferase activity; RNA binding. Gene Ontology annotation, biological process: tRNA methylation. The transcript has a single exon. The record is from RefSeq and is a predicted model, not a curated record.